UGCAUUAUCGUUUCAUCUCCGUCUGAUUCCCGUCGUUUAGUGUGUGCGUGCAUGCGCGUGUGUGUGUAUGUGUGUCUGUGUGUGUGUAUUAUUGUUUUUUUUUCUAUCGUUCCUUCCACUCUUUUAUAUACGUCCAAAUAUCAUAUAGGUUCAUGUAUAUUUUGUAUUUAUAAUAUUUUAACAAUACAUAUAUAUGUUUAUCGUGCGUGCGUGUGCGUAUGUGCGCGUAUAAUAGCGACCGUCGCGUUUUUCGCCUAUACGAAUAUUUUUUAAAAUUAUUAUUGUAUUUUAUUUAUUUUUGUAUUCAUGGACCGCAAACAAUAAUAAUAGGCGAAUUGCUCGUCUAAAAAAAAAAAAAUUAUUAUAUCGGACGGCAAUUGUGGCCACCGCUGUCGAUUAUACCGUUUACAUGUCCGUUCGUCGUUUACCUUAGGAUUUUACCAUUUAGCAUCGAUUGAGUAGAUCGGCUAUCGCGUGUACCCGUUACGGCGGCGGCCCAGAACAUCAUCAGCACAGCCGCCGUCGCUGCGAUAUGGCGUAGGCAGUCAAUGUCCAGUGUUCAUAUUUUACUUACUAUUGUCUGUGGUCCCCUCAAUUGGGACAUCGUCGCAAAUAGUCGUAUGUAUAAUAUUUAUUUUUUACACAGACUCCAGGUGAUGCUGUGAUGCAUUUGGUUCUUAGAGCGUAGUGUUAUAGCAAUGAGCCACAAUAUGGGCGGCAUGGCCCCUUACGUGACUAGGUUACCUAGAGGCCGCAAUCAAAUGCCGUACUACAACCAAUGUCAGGACAUGCCACCACACAUGCAACGAGGUCCAUGCUACCCGGACGAUUAUAACAAAAUGGGUGGACCGUGCUCGAUGUUGCCUAUGGGCAAUGAGUUUAAAUCUCCAAUGAUGAAUCCAGAUCCACCACCACCUCCGGCUAAGAAGAAAAGAAGAACUUCUAACGCAGCAACUGUGACAAAUCACGCACCUCAGCCACCACCACCAUCACCUCAAGAUCUAUUGCCACCUCCUUUAACGGGUUAUGGCGAUACAAUUGUUGCAUCGAACCCAUUUGAUGACACUCCACCUCCAAUCAUGAACACCAAUCACAUGAACAGGCAAAUGAUGAACUCUCGGCCCAUGAUGUCUGGAAGUCCGUGCCAAAUGGGUGGCUCACCUAUGAACUGCGGCCCACCAAUGGGUAGCCCAAUGGGAGGUCCUUGCAGCAAUAGUCCACAUAGAAAUUCUAUGGUGUGUGGACCGCCAAUGAUGAAUUGUGGUGCACCGGGUAAUAGUCCUCACGCCAUGUCGAUGAACCGCAGUCCAUCCGCAAUGGGUAGUCCACACAUGGUACCAAAUAUGCGCGGCAACAGCCCUAUGGAAUGUGCAGCUAUGGUAAAGCCAUCAUUAAAUUGUGCAUCACCAAUGGGCAGCCCUGUCCCACCUAAUACUAGUAUGAACAUACAUCCUCCAAUGUCUAGUCCCAUGACAUUGGGGCCUUCGCCAAUUAAUGGACAUCCUAAUUCAGGACCAGGCGGUAGUCCUAUGAUGAUGGGCAGGGGAGGCCCCUCACCUUUAACAAAUAGCCCUAUGUCUAUGAAUAUGCCUGUGGGUUCAACUGACCUAAAUGACAUGAAUCAACAUAUGUCCAUGGAUAAUAAUGGAUGCUCAAUUCGAGGACCGUGUCCGGGAUCUAAUAAUAUGCCAUCAGUUUCCAUGGCGUGUAGACCACCUAUGUCGAAUCAGCAGUGCAAUAGUAUGCCUGGACCUAGUAAUAUGAUGAACUGUCCAAGAGGUAUGCCAUGUCCUCAAAUGAUGAGGGGACCACCUCAAUCUUCUGAUCAACAUAGACUUAUGCCUCCUAUGAUGCAUCAUUCUCAAAUACCUAAUAGUCAACCAGGUGGCUAUGGUCCUGGUCCUAGUUCUAAGCCAAUGCCAGUGUCAGCUGGAAAGAUUUAUCCUCAUGAUCAACCAAUGGUCUUCAAUCCACAAAAUCCCAAUGCACCACCUAUAUAUCCCUGUGGUAAUUGUCAUAAAGAAGUUCAUGACAAUGAUCAAGCUGUGUUAUGUGAAUCUGGCUGUAAUUUUUGGUUCCAUAGGAUUUGCACCGGUCUGAUGGAACCUGCUUUUCAACUGCUUACAGCCGAAGUAUAUGCUGAGUGGGUAUGUGAUAAGUGUCUGCAGACUAAGAACAUACCUUUGGUCAAAUACAAACCGUAACGAUCAUCUUUAAAUGCCUCUCAGCUACUACUUUUCUCUCCAGACAGGCUAGUAUCAGCGGUCGCAGCGCUUUAGCCGGUGAUAAAGUACUUAAUCUCAUGUACCAGCAUCAAUACAAAUACUUAUUUAUUAUUAUUCAUGUAUGAAUUAUAUGAAAUCAAAAACGUACUCUUUUUUUUUUUUUUUUUUUUUAUUGAGCUACUGUCAGUUUUAUUAUUAUUUUUAUUUUAAAUAUAUAUUAUAUAUAUAUAUGAUUUUUUUUUAAUUAUGUAGCAAUAUAUGGCUCGACAUUACGUAUGUGUGAAGAACAGAAAAAAGUAACUAGUACUUGUCAGUAUUUCAUUUAUUUGCAUAUAUUGAGUAUGUUGUCACUUGUUUUUAUUUGGCAUUUAUUGUCUUAAGUUCCUCCUUCGAUAGUAAUUUCAUUGAAUUGGGCCUUUAUACUUUCUAAUCUUUGUAUCCUUAUUGCCACUUAUCUUCUCUAUUAUUUUAUUUUUGUAUGUUUUCCUAAUUGGAAAUGUUUUUAAUAACAAAAACAAUUAUUGAUGAUUUAUAUUAUAUUUGUAUGUAUGAUUAUAAAUUAUGAACAUUUUUUUUUUUAGAAAAUAAUUUAAUAACAAUCAACAUUUGUAAAUA
This is a messenger RNA of Adelges cooleyi (spruce gall adelgid), 2840 nucleotides long. Its product is annotated as protein pygopus-like. The record is from RefSeq and is a predicted model, not a curated record. Bases 699 to 2204 code for a protein of 501 amino acids. The transcript has 7 exons. NCBI's taxonomy places the organism in Eukaryota, Metazoa, Arthropoda, Insecta, Hemiptera, Adelgidae.